AGUACCGCGCCAGCUUUCAAAGGGAGAGUACGCGUCGCGCGCGUUCAAAUUCACGUCUCUCGUAUUUACGUACGCUGUCAUUCAACUUUAAAUCCAAUUAUUAAAUACAAUGGCGUGUGUGAGUUAAUGAGAUUGUGUGAUUAGUGCGUUUUAAAUGUUAUCUGAUAGUGUUUGGUGUUGGAAAAUGGUGAAGGAUGUGAGUUUGGGAAAAUGUUGAGCGCGUUCGCGCUAUGGCACGUGGGAUUGUUGGUAUUGGGAGUGGAUGGGCUUAUAGAGAUCGUCGAAGAGCAACAAUGCCACGACUACGCCUUCCGCCUGACCUGUCGCCAGCUCGACGCUCACAUCGCCAUCCUCGAAGCGUGGUACACCUCAACAGACCACCUCAACUCAACAGACCUCACCUCCAACCUCAACCUCACCAUCAAAACUGAGAACGACUCAGAACUCGAUAGAGUUUACGUGUAUUCUAGUCCAAAACAUAACGGCGUUUACGAAAGCAACCAUUCCAAUUUUGAAAACUUGACUAGUGUGAACGUGUCUGAACGAUUCGAAUUUUCAAACGAAACGGAUUUUUUGGAAGUGAACGGGAGUGAUUGUGGGGUUGGGGGGUUUCUGAGGAGCUACGGGAGCUGGAGGGAGGGGGAUAAGAGGAGGAGGUCGCCGUCGCGGGAAGCGGCCGUGAACUUGAGGGCGCCGGUGAGCUACCGAUGUACAGGGGUUAAUCACUGCAGCUUCGUGCUUCGCGAGGACUACCCCCCGGCGCGGGGGUGGCCGGCGGGGGUGGUUUACAUCAAAUACGCCUGCUUUGACGAUACCCUCUCUAUCCACUACUGCAACCGCGAGGUCGCUAUAGGCGUGUCCGGCCCCGCGAGCGAGGGGUACAUACGGACCCCAGGCUACCCUAACUUCUACGUGGGCGACGAGUGUCGGUGGAAGCUGGUGGCGCAUCCCGAGCAGAGGAUACGGAUAUCGCUGCUGGAUGUCAGUUUGAGAAGUAUAGGUCCGUUCGAGAACGAGUGCUCCGACUACGUCCUAGUGACGGACGGGAACGGCGACGCGCUGCUCUCGUCGUGCGACCAAGUCGCGCUGCCGCUGCGAUUGUCGUCCGCGACAAACGCAGUCCACGUCACGGUCGAGACGCGGAGUGAAGGAGCGUAUCCUAAGAGAGGCGUGUUGUUUCAUUAUAAGAGUAUAGGCUGCGUAACGCUGCCAGCGCCAUCCGACGGCUACUUAGUGUACCGCAACGAGGACGUGGCGCACUACAUGUGCAACGUCCGCCAUGUUUUCGCCGACACGCGACAGAGGGCGCGCGUCAUAUGGUGCUUUGACGACAAUAGAUGGAAUGACACUGUGCCUUUGUGUGUUGAAGAGGCGAGUGACUUGGCGGGAGAGGGCAAAGACAAAAACAUGACGCAUACCGAGGCCAAUAUGAUAGUUGACAUCGUGAUCCCGUCGCUGCUGAUACUGGCGCUGUUCAUCGGGAACGCGUUCAUCGUGCUCAUCAUAUACAAGUACAGGAAACGAAAAAAUGAUGACCUCGAUGACGAAUUCAACACCAUCCCACUGAGCGUAAACGGCAAUAUUCACAGCGCGGGCAACGCGGUUUAGACACACACAUUCAAGAGAGAUCACACGUUAGACUUUGAAACCCUGUUGUAUCUUUGACGUUCUCACACUACCUCUAUUUGUCUCUGGAAGCGACAGAUUUAAAAAAUAUAAUAUUUUAGUUAAAACGGGCGCAUCCGCGCGUGGUAUGAUUUGUGAUGUCGCGACUGACACCGCGACCUCUGUCGCUUUCCGUGGCAGUGUGUGUGAACAGCCUAAUUUUGGCAGCUAUUAGUCAAAAUUUGUAGACAUUUCGAACAAAUCUUAAAAGAAGAAAUAAUCCAAUUCCUGUAAAAACAUUACAUUAUUUAGAGUCGAUGGCCUUUGAUAGCUAAACAAGCCAGUUUCUCCCUUGCGUUGUACUAUUUGUAUGCUGAGAUGGCUUAAAUUUUAAUGAGAUUACUAAAUAGUACCCAUAUUCCGUGAUAGGAAGCGUUUUAUUGCUUAGUUAUAAGGUAUAUAUAUAGCCUAUCAGACUCGGGAGUUGAUUCAAAAAGCCAUGUCUUUCAGUCAUUUGUAUGUAGGUAAUCAAAGAUGAUUUGAGGCGUACAAAGCAAAAUAACACCUAUAGAUAAUGCUCAAAAGAGGCAUUUUUAUUAAAGGCUGUUAAAACAUGGAAUAGAUAACCUUUUAAAAUGUUCUUGCGUGUAAUCUCUCAAAGGCAGCUGGACGAAAACGCGUUAGAAAUCGGACAAAAGCAUCGAUUCUAGUCGCCGCGUGUGCGAGCGGCCUUAGGUCCUAAGUUACCCUAUUUAUCCUUUAAUUACCUCAAUUAGACAGUUCACUCGGUUUAGGGAGAAUUCAGAAAAUUAAACCAAUCAAAUUGUUACAAGGACAACGGAAGAAUGGUCGAUUUGACGAUGGUAUAGGGCCUUUUGUUGUUUAAUUAAAAUCGGUUUAAUUCAGUUCAUUUUGGUUCAUUUACGAUAGUUAAUGACAUAAUGACUGAGAUAAGACAGUAAAUUUAUUUAUUUACAUAUGGUAUCUUUAAACCUGAUGUAUUGUUUAUGUCUCGAAAACUAUUGUAAAUGAAGUAUUUAUUUAGUUGUCUAAACUAUGCUUAUGAUAUGAUAGCAAGAAAAUCGAAAGGUGGCCACUGACGAGCCUUCCAACAGUCCAAAUAGCGUAGCUGCAAUCCAAAAUCGGUCCGUGAAUGUCAAAAACGUACAAUGUUUAAUAUCAGGAUGCCGUCCAUUUGGAUGAAUCCAUUGUAACGGCAUCCAUUUGGAAGGCUCGUCAGUGGCCUGCUGAAUAUUAUUCAAAUCAUGACUUGGAAAUUAAUGUAAAAUCGUCAAGAUUUCAACUUACUUUAGUUCAUGUGUCAUUCACUUGAGGCCCUAUUUUAGUAAUGUGUAACUAUUAUUUUUUAGUCAAAGCGGGCAUGACUGGUAAAAAGGCCUUUCUUUUUCAUAGAGCACUUGUCAAAAAACAAUGUUGCCAGUGUAGAUUUAAACAAAAAUACUUUUAUCAUUGGCCUUUUUAUGUAGAUUAGAUCGUUUUCUGAAAUUUUAGUGUUCCGUAUAAAACUUUGUUCACAGAACACUUAUGGGAUCGCUUUGGUCUUGCAAAUCAGUUAAAUGCGUUUUUCUCACACACCGUUUGACGUUAGAUACCUAAAAUUUGGAACAGUUAUUUUCCAAUAGCUUAGAUGUUAAGUAAGGACUGAUAUGAUGUAAUAAUACUCUUAUUUUCUCCAGUCGCACAUCUGUCACUGCCUUGUGUUUCAUAGUAAGUCAAUUAAGAAGUUGUUGGCUCUAGUACUGUGCUGAGUAUUUAUGAUUUCGUUUCGUCUCGAAAUUGUUGAUGUUUUUCUAUUUGGCGAAGUCUGUAUAGAUUCAGUAAUGAAUAAAGCACUUUAUCUUUA
Molecule: messenger RNA, 3469 nt
Organism: Cydia fagiglandana
Lineage: Eukaryota; Metazoa; Arthropoda; Insecta; Lepidoptera; Tortricidae
Exons: 9
Coding region: 211-1608 (465 amino acids)
Source: RefSeq, a predicted model, not a curated record